This is a messenger RNA of Esox lucius (northern pike), 5648 nucleotides long. RefSeq names its product cysteine-serine-rich nuclear protein 2 (gene csrnp2). Bases 741 to 2393 code for a protein of 550 amino acids. Lineage: Eukaryota; Metazoa; Chordata; Actinopteri; Esociformes; Esocidae. Gene Ontology annotation, molecular function: sequence-specific DNA binding; DNA-binding transcription factor activity, RNA polymerase II-specific. The record is from RefSeq and is a predicted model, not a curated record. Gene Ontology annotation, biological process: regulation of transcription by RNA polymerase II. Gene Ontology annotation, cellular component: nucleus. The transcript is spliced from 5 exons.
UUCCUUACUCUAUUGUUACGUUGUAACAAACCGGGGCAGAGGCGAGGAAAAGGAGGACGUCAAUCUGGCUUAAAUUCUCUAACAUUUGACAUUAACCUACUGUACCAAACAAGGCGAGGGAAAUAACUACUUGAAGAAAAGCGACAUCCGUUCGAUGAAACCGCCCCUGCAAAGGAUAAACGAAUACAGAUGUCAGCGGAUUGCUCUUCCAAUGCAAGCAUUUAAAGGCUCAAAACAGGAAGAUAAGAAAUUCGGCAGUUAUCUCCCUAUUUUUACAUAUUAGCCGAAACGGACGAUGUCAAUAGCCUAAUAAAUUUUGACCAAACUGCUUGACGUCCUUCUUUCCCACCGCCUGCCCCGGCUAUACCAGGAUUGCUACGUCAAAGUUAAAUGGAACAUGCACUCCUGAAGCGACUAUAAAAUACAUUUCCUUAAUGUUCUCCAAAUUCUGAUCUCUGAUUUAAUCUUGUAUAGCCUAUUAAUGCUAAAAUAGUGUAUUGUACUGACAAUCCCAGAUUAUAGGCAUUCAUACUGAACAAAUUAACAAUUUUUUUUUCCAGAAAUCGUUGAGUAACGUUACAUCUAGAUAGAGGAGCCAAAACUGUCUAGGAAUAAAUAUUAGCAAAAAUCGAAAUAGGUCGUUACAAGAUCCAUGAACAAUCAACCGUGAAUAAAAGGAACGUUCAGCGAGUUGAUCGGGAGAAGAGAGUCCUUUUUUCUGCCGAAGACGCCAAGUUUCCAUGGAGGCAGUUUCAUCUCUCAGCCUCAAGCGAAGAUUCGAGGAGGUGGACAGUGGCUCUCCAUACUCUACGCCCAAGGACUCAGACGAUGACAUCUCAAGCAGUGACAGCGCUGACAGCUGUGAUAGCCUCAACCCCCCCUCAAGCACUGCACUCACACCGACCUCCAUCCUAAGACGGCACAAGCCUCCUUCAGGUCGGAAGCGGGUGCGGUUUGAUGUGGUGACAGUGUACUACUUCCCCAGACGGCAGGGCUUUACCAGUGUGCCCAGCCAGGGUGGCAGUUCCUUGGGCAUGGCACGCCAUCACUGCUCUAUCCGCCGAUACACCCUGGGAGAGUUUGCCCGCGAGCAGGAGACCAGUCAUCGCCACACCCUGCGCCAACACCUCCGCCAGGAGAAGCUCAAUGCUCGCAAGAUGAAGCUCACACGCAACGGUACGGUGGAGUGUGCCCAGGCUGACCUGCUGACCCUGGACCAAGUGUCAGACGAUGAUCUGGAUGUGGAGGGGGUGGAGGUGGAUGACUGCUUCUUCCUGCAGCCGCUGCCCACAAAGCGGCGUCGGGCACUGCUUAGGGCCUCUGGCAUUGCCCGUAUAGACACCCGGGAGAAGGCGGAGCUUCGGACAAUCAGGCUGUCCCGGGAGGAGUGUGGCUGUGACUGCCGCUUCUACUGUGACCCUCGCCACUGUGGCUGCAGUCAGGCUGGCAUCAAGUGUCAGGUGGACAGGAUGUCUUUCCCCUGUGGCUGCUCGCGGGACGGCUGUGGGAACUCAGCGGGCCGCAUUGAGUUCAAUCCUCUGCGCGUGCGAACACACUACCUGCACACAAUCAUGAAGCUGGACCUGGAGAAGAGAAAGCUGCUGGGUCAUCGAGCUGUGGUCGGGGACCAGUAUGCGGAGGAGGCCGACCUUCUCUCCUGUCCCUCGUCCUCCAGGCCUCCCUCCCCGGAUCUUGGCCUGGACUCUGAGUUAGAGGCUGAGGAGAGGGAGGUCCAGAUGGUCCUUGAGGCUCAGGACCUCCUGACUGAGCAGGCCCGUCUGGAGCGGGAGAACGAGACCGCCGUGCUCCACCUGCAGAGUGCAGAGGAGCAGGAGAGGAUGAGGGAGGAAGAGGAGGAAGAAGAGGCACAGCGGGGUAGGGGUGGAGCAGGGGGCCUUGGGGAGCAGGCGUUGUGCCUUCUGCCUGGGGAGAUGGGGGUGGGGGUGGAAGGGGUUCCCGUCUCUCUCCUCCAGGGUCCGUUCCCCACUGGGACCACCCUGCUCUGCAUCCCAGAGAACCAGGAGGGAGAGGGGGAGGAGGAGGACAACCCCCGUGGCGGCCCGAAAGACCCGGCCUCCUCCCUGCUCUACUACAAGUAUAGCUCCACGGAGAAGGAGCCGCCCGAGGAGCCUCUGCCUGGGGAGAAAGAGGAGAGUGAGGAGAAAGAACCAAGGGUAGGAGAGGUGCGGGAGAGGGAUGAGAAUGGAGGUAUAACCUGCGGGCAGGAUGAGGGCGAGGUUCCUUCCCCUGUGGCUCUGAGCUCAGAGAUUGGCGGUGGGGCUAAGGAGCCACCUUUCGACCCCCAGCAGAGCUCCUCCGUAGAGCCGAGUCAGGAAACUGGCUGUCUGGCCCCAGAAGGAGAGCUGUACCCACCACUCCCGGCUGAGGUUUAGUUCCAGCACCGCUGCAGAUGUUUUGCACAAUAGCUUCAUUUUGAGCUGAAUAAAACCUACACUCCAUGGAUAGACAGUGCUGUUAUUAUCAAUGACUUGAUCGUGAUGUUACAGGUUAGAACUCAUAAUAGUAACCCUAAUUACUACACAAAUCUAUUUGGAAGAAAUUAGCAUGUCCAUUAAAAUACAGCGAAGGAGGGGAAAUCAUCCUGAAAGCACACACAGAUCUUUCCCCUGCUGUAGUACUGUCGCUUCAGUUGUUAGUCAGUGGAAUGCUCUUAAUCUAAUGGGAGGGGCUCCUGUUUCCCAGAAUGCACUGUGUAGGGAACAUGUAGCCCUUUGGAAUGAAGCCUUGUUGGCCUUAAUGAAAGACAUUGCACCAGGAGAACACAUGCUUGUGUGGGAGGUGUCGUUCAGUCAUUGAGAACUAGUGUUGUAGUCCCCAGCACCACAAAUAGAUAAUGUGGAGUGCAAACGUUUGCUCAAGGGAACAUUUUAGCAUAAUUCCAUGGAUUCCAGUGGCUUUAUUGAAAUAGGGAGGUGGGGUUUAGAAGAAUAUGUGCCCGGUUUUAUACUAUUGAUUGACACGUUAAAAGACCAGUCGUGUUCCGAAAGUGUGACUAGUUAGUGAGCAUUGUAAACGUCACGCUGUUCUGAUACACUUGUUACAGCUGUUCAGCUCUAAAGCCAAAUUAGGACCCCCAGUAGUAUCUACCCACUCCCCACUGACUGAGAGACCUAAUGAAAAAAUCCUGGAGAUACUUGUUUUUGGUGUACUGUAUAAGUGUUUGUAAUGGGGAAGGCAGAGCUGAAAGAGCUGCUUGUUUGAUCUAUACAGUAUGCAUAUUGUGAUCAAUAGUCGUAGGCACAGGGUGCUGUGGUCCCAUCGCUACAUUGGGGCAGAAUGGUAAAACGUGUGAAGAUCAGAAGGUUUGCACUGGUUUUUCCAUCUAAACUGCAACUCUCCGAGUCUACCUACCUUAGACCGCUCGUGCAAACACAGUUUAUUUAUUAAAGGACAGGUUCACCUAUAAUAGUGACCAUUACAAUGUUAGGAGGACAUAUUACACUUUUGUUAACAAUGUGUCUUUGUAAAAUUGGGAUGCCAUUGGUAUUGAGCAACAAAAGUCGUUGUGAUCUCUGUUUUACGGAUGAAUGAAAGCAAAGCGGUCUUUGUUUUUAGUUAGCAUGUCAUAUCAUCGUGCAGGUGGUCAGAGUCCAUAUGUGUGGACCAUGUUAUGUAACAUCUAAACCUCAUGUAAUGAGUAUAUUAGGGAGGUCUGGGAUCCUCUUUGAAACUGCUAUUUUGCGUCUUAAAAUGUCAUUUAAAGAAACAUAAUUUAAAGAGACAAAAGAAAUAGAAAACCUAAGGUGUUUGAAGUAUUAUAGCAGAAAUACAGAAAAAUUAUGUGAUGUUGCUAAAUUAUGUAAAGAGGAUAUGACAAAACCUGAAUUGUAUUAGUUUUGUUGACUGUAUGGAUGUGUGCAUAUUUGCACGUUAUUUUAGUGUUUGUGUGUAUGACUGCACUCGUGUGAAUGUUAGACUGUGUGGAUGUGUGUGUUGGGUUGUUUUGGGUGUGCAUACCCUUAGUCAUAUUAUUUCUUAGAGGUGCUGUUCUUAUUGGUUUACAAUUUUACAUUUCUCCUGCCAUUACAAGAAAUAUAAUUUCAAGGACUUAAUGUAACUCAAUGGAAGUUGAAUCGUGGUUGUUUCUGGUCUGAAAUCCACAGAAAUGGCGUUGUAACCAACCAUUUCUCUGUUGAGUGGAGCAUUGCAUUAAGCCCACAGAGAGAUGGGAUGCAAUAGCUGUUGCACUGUCUGCGAAUUAUGAGAAUUGCUAUCAUUGUACAUGCUGUCAGUAUAUGUAAAUGCAGCACUAUUACAUUCUUUGUCUUUUAAACGUAUUUCUAAGCUGUAUCUGUUUCCACUGAUUUAUGUAUCGGAGCGGGCUGACUCAUCAUGCACAUAGUCUUCAUCCUCUACUGUGGCACACUUUCCUAACCGUCUAUCUGUCGUAACCUCUUAACUUUUCCCAUGAAAAUUCAUCUUAAAGCAGUUAUUUUACCUUUUAAAUCGUACCUUGAAACUCAAAUGAAAGACAUAAAAUAUGGGGGUUCGUAAAUCGCAUUAUUUAUAUUGUUUUGUACUUUUUACGGUAUUAUGUUGAUUUAUUAACUGCCUAGUUUUCCACCUUUUGAACAGUGUUGCAGCUUUGUAGCCUAUUUAAAUUCCUUUGUUUUCUAAAAACACUUAUCUAAAAACAGUGAUGGUUUGAUAUUUAUCCUUCACAAACUUCAUUACUGUUUUUUUUGUAUCCCAUGUCCUUGGUUACUAAUUUAGAUUUGUCACUCAGCCCUCUGUGUUCAAAGUUAAAGGGUGUCACUGCUGAACUUCAGCAACACAAAGGAUGCCAAUUAUAUAAAUGGACGCUGGACAGCUGGAGCAGUUCACCAAUCUUUACUGUACCUAUUCAAAGAUUAUGGUAGUUAAGUCUGGCCCAAGAGACUAGUUGACCAAUCGUGUUCAAGUGAAGACCUUACUCAUAUCCACUGUCAAAAAUGCUUUACAAGCUGGUUGAAAAGUUAAAGCUUGUCUUUAUCUAACCCAGAGUGACCCUAACUAAUACAGGAUGAGAUUCUGUGCAUGUCAUGUCUGAUAUGUUUUUCUUUUGCCUUUAUUUGUUUUCUAAUGGAAUAAUGCUUAAGAGUUGCACCAAAGCAGUGGUUUCAAACCUGACUCGUUGCUCUCAUCACCCACAAGUCUCUAAGAGAAUGAAUAGGAGACAAGCUCAGAUUCAGUGUGAACACCUUUGGUGAUCUUCACAGUUAAAUGGAUUUUCCACCAUUGCUUACCUCAACACAUUUCUUGCAUUUAAGUAACUGAAUAUCUACCUAUUUUUGAGUAUUUGGUUUUGGCUUCCUAUGAAGGGAUUUAGGUUUGGGACCACUGCACUAAAUGGGCUCCAACUCCACUAUAUCAUUAUAUGUUGGUCUGUGUGAGUGUGUGUGUGUGUGUGUGUGUGUGUGUGUGUGUGUGUGUGUGUAUGUAUGUAUGUAUGUGUGUGUGUGUGUGUGUGUGUGAGAGAGAGAGAGAGAGAGAGCAAGCAGAGGUGUACUGAGAGGAUUGACAGGUUUGUUUGGACUUUAUCUCAAAGCUGUGAGAAUUACUAUUAUGAUAACUGUUGCCUAAUGUGGACAAAAUGUUUUAUACAAAAACAAAUGUAAAUUAAAACAUACAUAAAAAAAUUAAAAAUC